Messenger RNA from Closterium sp. Naga37s-1, 3048 nucleotides. The record is from the annotation of a GenBank genome assembly. Lineage: Eukaryota; Viridiplantae; Streptophyta; Zygnematophyceae; Desmidiales; Closteriaceae.
GUGUCAGCAGCAAUAGCGCUGGAUGCAGUGCUGGCAGCAAUACCGCUGGAUGCAGUGAGGAGGGGAUCGUGGGAUAGGACAGCAAGGGCAUGUCUUCUUCCCUCUUCAACACUAACCUCUAUAACCUAUUCCCCCCCAACCUUCCCCAUCCACUCGCCCCCCCAGGUGCUGGCAGCAAUACCGCUGGAUGCAGUGAGGAGGGGCGCGUGGGGCAGCAAGGGGGACUGGGGGACGUGGCUGCAGGGCAGGGGGAGGGGAAAAGGGGAAGGUGGAGGAUCAUUCAUUAUCCCCUCUCGCAUGACUCUCCCCCAUUCUCCCCAACAGGUGCUGGCAGCAAUAGCACUCGAUGCUGUUAGGAGGCGCGCAUGGGGGAGCAAGGGGGACUGGGGGAAGUGGCUGCAGGGCAGGGGGAGAACCCUUCCCCUCCACAAGCGCCCCUGGGGGAAGGGCGGAGGCAGGGGCUCAGGGGGAGGAGCAGGGGGAAGGGGCGGAGGGGGAGGUGUUGGGGGGGGAAGGGGGUUUGGGGGAGGGGCGGGGGGGAGGGGAUGGGGAGGGGGAGGGGGAGGGGGAGGCGGCUUCUGGGAGCCUGUGAAUAGACAGCCGUGGGUGCUGGUGGCGGGGUUUGUGGCAUCGCUGGAAGAGGCAGGGAAUUUCAGAGUCAAAAAGUUGCUACAGCAGCACAGAGCGUUGCAGCAGCAGAGGGAGGAGAGGGAAGCAAAGAGAUCGUUUGCAGAAGAUGGGAUGAGGGAGGGCAACAAAAAGAUCAUGUGGCUGCUUCGCUGCACGCGCGCCCACUGCCGCUACAAGAAGGCGUUCACAUUCCCAUCAUUCAUGGAGGGUUGGGUCUGCACUGAUCAAAAUGCAGAGAGCAAGGUGGAGAAGGAAGAGGGUGAGAAGGCAGAUAGAGGGAAGGAAGCAGAGGGAGGGAAGAAGGAGAAGGGGAAGGAGAAGGAGAAGGAGAAGGGGAAGGAGAAGGAGAAGGGUAAGGAGAAGGGGAAGGAGAAGGAGAAGGGGAAGGAGAAGGCGGGUAGGGAGAAGCUGAGGCUGGUGGGGAUGGACUGUGAGAUGUGUGAGACGUGGGACGAUGAGGAACCCAUGGAGCUGACGAGGGUCUCUGUGGUGGACGACAAGGGCAAGGCUGGUUGGUGGUGGGGAUGGAUGUGUGAGACGUGGGACGAUGAAGAACCCAUGGAGCUGACACGGGUCUCUGUGGUGGACGACAAGGGCAAGGUGCUGUUGGAUCGGCUGGUGAAGCCACAGAGGGAAGUGAAGUCGUAUGUGACUGAGAUCACCGGGCUAAAGGAGGAGGAUUUCAAGACGGUCCAAUACACGUGGGAGGACGCACAGCGUGACGUGGCGGCACUGCUGACACCCAACACAGUGCUGGUGGGGCACCACGUGUCUGGUGACAUGGAUGUGCUCAAGAUAGACCAUCCAUUGGUCAUCGACACAUCGCUGCUCUUCCGCUACUCAUCAAAGGACUCCAAUAUGUCUACCGUUCAGCUACCCCUGGCUCUCGUUGCUCUGCGUGACAUGGGUUACAAGAUGCGGCAGGGCGACACAUCGCACCACGACAGUGUGGAGGACUCAAUGGUUCCCGUCCGACUGGUUCAGAAGGCUGUUGCCUCUGACGCUCUCCUCCCCACGCCCAUCCAGCCGCUCUCUGCCACUGUUGGCAACUAUCUGAUGCGGGAACUGACCAUUGACAGCCUGCCACGUGGCACUACUCCAGAGAUGAUCCUUGCCUUGCUGGCGCAUUACGAGAGGAGGAGGAUGGAAGCGAAGAGGAGGGAAGAGGAGGAGAAGGGGGAAAAGGAAGGGCAGGAGGGGGCGGAGGAGGGGGGAAAGGGAAAGAAGGGAAAGAAGGGGAAGAAGGUUAAGAAGGGGAAAAAGGGGGAGCAGGAGGUGGAGGAGAAAGGGGAAGAAGGGGAGAAGGAGAAGGAGGAGGAAGAGGAGGAGGAGGAGGAGGAGGAGGAUGAGACAAGAGUAUGGGUUCCGGGGCAGCAGAAGGAUGAGGAUGACAUGAUGCCAUGGGUGACGAAACCUCGACCAAGCGGCAGGGGUGAUGGCUGCUUCGCUCGAGUGCACUACCCCUUCCCUUCGUCCGCUCUCGCGCUCUUCCACUCCCUUCCAGGAGAGAUUGAAGCGGACCCCUGGGGGCGGUGGAAGAAGAAAAUUCCUGUACCAGAGCACCUGCAGAAGCACAUCUAUUAUAUCGAUUACCCCAGGGGCGCAGGCGGUAACAGCAUUAACCCUGUUUACCGGCCUGCAACAGAAGUGGUGGUGGCGUGUGGCGGCGAUGGUAACCGCAUGAUCCACGGGGUUGGGGCGAAGAUGCUUAGAGCCAUGGGGGAUCAACUGACGCUUGUGUGUGAGGAUGCUGAUGAUGUAUGGGAUGUGUUAGUAGGGAGGGAAGAGAAGGAUGGGGAGGAGGAGGAGGAGGAGGAGGAGGAGGAGGAGGAGGAGGAGGAGGAGGAGGAGGAGGAGGAGGAGGAGGAGGAGGAGGAGGAGGAGGAGGAGGAGGAGGAGGAGGUGAGGCAGCUGGAGGCAGGGCAGGAGGAGAAGCUGUUGGAGCAGACGCGGGUGAGAGAUGAGAUCAUGGCGAAGGCGAGAGCGGACAUGAAGGCCAAGUGGAAGCAGAUGCUUGCUAUGGAUGAGACCGACGAGCGCUUAGUUGAGAGUCUUUUAAGAAGUAGUUAUUAUGAUGCGGUGGCUGCAGUGGAGAGGGCAAGAGGGGAGGGUGGGGGAGGGAAGGAAGGGGAGGGGGAGGUGGAGGUGGAGGUGGAGGGGGUGGGGGAGGGGGAGGAGGAGGAGGAGGAGGAGGAGGAGGAGGAGGAGGAGGAGGAGGAGGAGGAGGAGGAGGAGGAGGAGGAGGAAGAGGAGGAGGAAGAGGAGGAAGAGGAGGAAGAGGAGGAAGAGGAGGAAGAGGAGGAAGAGGAGGAAGAGGAGGAAGAGGAGGAAGAGGAAGAAGAGGAGGAGGAAGAGGAGGACGAAGAGGAGGAAGAAGAGGGUGAGGAGCAGGAGGAAGGGGAGGAAGAGGAGGAAUAA